Messenger RNA from Spirodela intermedia, 6929 nucleotides. NCBI's taxonomy places the organism in Eukaryota, Viridiplantae, Streptophyta, Magnoliopsida, Alismatales, Araceae. The record is from the annotation of a GenBank genome assembly.
AUGGGUCGUCGAGUCGUCUCCGGCGGCUGUCACCCGGCGGAGUGGAAAAAUGGCGACUUUGCGGCUCUCCAGCAGCUGUCACCUGACGGAGAGGAGCUGGAUGGAGGUGGGGCACGUGUCAAGGAGCUUCAUCCUCAGGUCUGCGCAGCAAGAGGAGGCUCUUCAUCGCAUCUAGUACGCUCUCAGGAGGUGGUGACUCGUCUCCCGACAGAUCGUCCUCUUCCCGACGACGGCUUGUUCGUCGAUCAAUCGAGAGAUGAUUUACUCGAUGGAUUUGCAAUCCUUUUAUCGCGAAUCGUUCAGCAAUUUUAGUAGCAAUGCUCCGCAAAUCGCGUUGACGAGAUUUUCGCCGAUGAUCCAGCGAUUCUGGUUGCUUAAUCCUUCACUAGCGAUCUGCAGGAAAGUCGCGAUAAUCAGAUAAAAAUAUAUGACUUUUGACUCUGGAGGAUUCGAACCCGCGCCGGUUGUUCGCCCCUUCUGAGGAAGGUGUGACGCGGGUUUAGUCCCACAUUGGUUGUGCGCCGAUUUUUCAGGCGAAUAUAUAGUAAUGUUAGCUUUCUAAGCAAAGUCCCUUUUCUCGCGUGUACGACCACUCCUUGACCCACAGCCAGCUGGCCACUGGUGACGUGGAAGGGGAGUGGCGCACACGUGCCCCCAUCGGUCCAAGCCGCUCGAGCCCCUGCUCGCGGCUACUCCCCGACUGAGCUUCCGACCCGCUUGUAGGCCCGGCUGGCCGGCGAGUCCCCCAUUUUGCAAUAUUUUUAUUUUUAUUUCUUGUUCUUUAUUUAUCUCAAAAGUAAGAUUGUAAAAAUCAUAUAAAAUCACAUAAUUACCCAAAAAUUUACGUUAAUCAACUGAAAACCACUUUUCACACUUUAACACAAAUAUAAGUCUAUUUAUCAUGAGUUAAGGCUAAAACUAUAUUAUUUAUUAAUUAUUAACUCAUGAUAAUGAAGACUUAUCAAGGAGGCUCUUCCUCACAUCUGGUAUGCUCUCAGGAGGUGGCAACUUGUCUCCUGAUGGAUCGUCCUCUUCACGACGACGUCUUGUUCGUCGAUCAAUCGGAGAUGCUUUACUUGAUGGAUUUGCGAUCCUUUUAUCAUGAAUCGUUCAGCAAUUUUAGUAACAAUGCUCUGCGAAUCGUGUUGACGAGAUUUUCACCGAUGAUCCAACGAUUCUAGUUGCUUAAUCCUUCACCAGCGAUCUGUAGGAAAGUCGUGAUAAUCAGAUAAAAAAUGAAUUUUGGCUCUAGGAGGAUUCGAACCCGCACUGGUUGCCCGCCCGCUCUAGGAAGGUGACGCGGGUUUAGUCCCACAUCGGUUGUGUGCCGAAUUUUCGGGCGAAUAUAUAGUAACGUUACAUCUCUAAGCAAGUCCCUUUCUCGCGCGUGUACCACCACUCCUUACCCCACAGUCGGCUAGCCACCGGUGACGUGGAAGGGGAGUGGCGCACACGUGCCCCUAUCGGUCCAAGCCGCUCAAGCCCCUGCUCGCGGCUACUCCCCGACUGAGCUUCCGACCCGCUUGCAAGCCUGAUUGGCCGGCAAGUCCCCCUCAUUUUGUCUUAUUUUUAUUUUUUAUUUCUUUUUCUUCAUUUAUCUCAAAAGCAAGACUGUAAAAAUCAUAUAAAUUCGUAUAAAAUCACAUAAUUAUCCAAAAAUUCACAUUAAUCAACUAAAAACCACUUUUUAAACUUUAACACAAAUAUAAGUCUAUUUAUCAUGAGUUAAGACUAAAACUAUAUUAUUUACUAAUUAUUAACUCAUGAUAAUGAAGACUUAUCAAUCCACAUCCUUGAAAGCUCUCCUCAGACAACGACAACGUGGACAAUCUCUAGAUCUUCUUGUGAAGUCUAAAGAUCAAUAAAAUGGGUCAUCGAAUCGUCUCCAGCGGCUGUCACCCAGCAGAGAGGAGCUGGAUAGAGGUGGGGCGUGUGUCAAGGAGCUUCAUCUUCAAAUUCACGCAACAAGAAGAGGCUCUUCAUCACAUCUGGUAUGCUCUCAAGAGGUGGUGACUUAUCUUUUCGUGGAUCAUCCUCUUCCCGACGAUGGCAUACUCAUCAAACAAUUAGAGAUGAUUUACUCGAUAGAUUCACAAUCCUUUUAUUACGAAUCAUUCAGCAAUUUUAGUAACAAUGCUCUGCGAAUUGUGUUGACAAGAUUUUUUAUCAAUAAUCAAGCAACUAUGGCAGCUUAAUCCUUCACUGGCGAUCUAGAGGAAAGUCAUGAUUUAAUUAGAUAAAAGUAUGACUUUUGGCUCUAGUAGGAUUCGAAUCCACACUAAUUGCUAGCCUACAUGAGAGAGGGAAUAAGUUCUCGAAUACCUUUAUACAAUGACAUCAUCAUGAUAUUUCGUUGUUAUAAAUAAGGGAUAUUUUUAGUAUUAAAAUCAUAAAAUCAUUCCUAGGUAGGUGUGACCACCGGUUUAGUCUCACAUCGCUUGUACGUUGAGUGUUGAGAUAGAUAUAUGAUAACGUAAGAUUUGGGAAUCAAUGAGUCCUUUUCUCGCGUGUGUACGAUCACUCCUUGCCCCACAACUAGUUGGCCACUUGUGACGUGGUAGGGGAGUGGCACGCACGUGCCCCCAUGGUCCAUGGUUGCUCAAGUCCCUACUCACAACUACGCCCUGACUGUGCUUCCGAGUUGCUUGUGGGCUCGGCUGGCCAGUGAGUCUCCACCCUUUUUCUAUUUUUUUAUUUUAUUUUAUUUUUCUUUAUUUAUCUCAAAAAUAACAUUAUAAAAAUCAUAUUUCUUUUAUAAAAUUACAUAAUUAGCCAAAAAAUCACAUUAAUGAACUAAAAUCACUUUUCACAAUUCAACACAAACAUAAGUCUAUUCAUCAUGAGUUAAGGCUAAAAUUAUAUUAUUUAUUAAUUAUUAACUCGUGAUAAUGAAGACUUAUCAAUGACCCUCCUAAAUAUGGAAUUCCGACAAUUGCUAUCACGAGAGCAGAACUCUAUCUUUUCUACUUUUAACUUAAUUUUUACUUCAUUUAGUGAUAAUUUUUGUGAUUUAAAUUUACCAAACUAUUCUCCAUACAAUUAUGAUUCUUCUUAUUUUUACAUAUCUUAAUUUGACCAAUUAAAUCAUCUAUAAUCACUUACGUAAAAAUCAUCGAAUGAAACUCUGUUUCUACCUCAUUCUCAUUCGUCGACCACCAACAUCAGCUUGACAUCUGCAGCCCUUAUUUCCCUUUUUGUGAAUUUUAAAUAUAUUUUAUUUUUAGUUCUUAGUCUAAACUUAAUAAAAAGUUAUAUUUUUGUGAACAAUUCUAAAAUAUUUCCAAAUAUUAUUUUACAUCCCUGUGAUCAACUUGGAAAAUUACCAAUAUUUUUGGAAAUUUUUAUUGAAUUAGAAUUGAUUUAUUUUUUCAGAGAUACUUCUAAAUAUCUGAAAAUUGUUUUUUCUAGUUUUAUAAAUUUUAAAUUUACAUGAUUUACUAUACAACGACUAAGUCACAUCAAACUUGCUGCCAUUGCUAGAGAUGUAUUACAUAAUAUUUGGUAUUUUUUGAUUUUUCUCUUAGAGUACAAAAAAAAAACUCUUAUUUUUAAUUUCUUCUUGCAAAAAACUUAAAAACAAAAGAGCAUGAAGAGGAGCAAGACGAGGACUAGAGCAAAUUGAAGAAAGGGAAUAAUUAUCAAAAAAAAAAUCUUGAAUUGAUUGAUUUUUAUGCAUGGUAGAAGAUCCUUACACCCAAGGUUAGAAAACUCUUAUACUAUCUUGUCCAAAACCAAAAACUCGAAAGAAAAAUCAAUUCUGAUAGAUCUUUAGCAUCCAAAUAGGGUCCCAUUAACACCCACUAUUAAAUUCAAAAUUAAUCUAGAAAUUUUCCAAAUACUCUCUAAUUUUCAUAUAUUACCUUUAGAGGAACCUCAUUAGUAUUUAGAAAAUUUUCAUAUGAUCUGUAAUUUAGCUAAUCUCCCUCAAGUUACACCAAAAAUUAUUAAGAUGAAAUUAUUUCCUCAUACACUUAGGGACAAAGCUAAUUAUUAGUUAUCUACAUUAGAUAGAGAAUUAGCUAUCCACACUAGAAUAUGCCUUUCUUUGAAAAAUUUAUUCCAUAGAAAAAACUCAAAAUAUGAGAAAACAUAUAUAGAAUUUUGCUCAAAGGCUAAGAGAAAUUUUACAUAAGUCAUGAAAAAAAUUCAAAGAUUUGCUUUGAAACUGUCCUCAUCAUACUAUACUUAAGUGGGAGCUCAAUAGAAUUUUUUAUGAUGAAUUAUUAAAACAACAUAGAAAUAUGGUUGAUUCUAUAUGUGGAGUUUUUAUGGAGAAAACCCCUAAUGAGAUUUACAACCUUUAUGAGAAUUUAAGUAAAAAUUCUAAAGAUUAAGCCUCUUUUGAGUUAUGUGAUAGAGAUAAGAAGAGAAAAAUUUAUGAGGUACAUUAUGAUGAUGAUUCUAAUUUAAGAAAUGAGAUUAUUCAAAUUAAUAAAAGAUUAGAAAAACUUGAUUUAUUUAUGACAAUAUUAGAAAGCCUCCUAACCCUCAAUUUAAUGCAUAUGGUACCUAUCCUAUAUAUCAUGAAAAUGAUCAUUUCGAAUUUCAAUAUUAUAAUUUUGGUCAAUCAUUUUAACUUAGGCAAGGGCAAGUGCAAGUACCCCAUGAUUUUAGUCAAAAUAGGUAGUAUUUUUUUAAUUCUUAUAAUCUUAAUUAGCAGAAUAAUUUUUCGUAGAGAGAUCCAAAUAAUAUUCAAAAUUCAAAAGCACUUAGACCCAAUUUAAAUUUUGAAUUUCGUCCAAAAUAGGAACAUAAAUUUCAGAAAAAUCAGCCCUCUCAAACCCAACCUGAUUUUAUGGAUAUGAUGCAGCAAAUGAGUCAAAUGAUGUAGCAACUAAUGAACUAAAUGAUAUUUUAGUGAAAAUAAUUUAUAAAAGCUUUUGAAAAAAAAAGAGAAAAGGGACAGCCACCUAGUCAGCCCAUAGAAAAUUCAAGAAAUUGUCUAAUAGUAGGAUUUCAGUAAGGAGAGUCUAGCUAGAUAAAUUUAAGAAAAAAACCAUGAAAUGAAAAUUUUAGGACAAUGAAUACAUUGAGUGAGAAUAUUUUACCUGAUCCUUAUUUCCAAUUAUUAAAGAAAAUAAAUGAGCCAUUAAAAGUAAAUGAGAAUAUUAAAGUUGAAAAUAUAGUACUAGAAAAUUUGAAUAAAAACAUUUAUUACUCACAAUGGAUGAAUGAAUAUAGUAAUGAUGAUGAAAAGAAAGAGUCCCUAAAUGAAGAAACAACAACUAGUCAUGAAAAAAAUCAUCAAAAUUUAGUAGAAGGGAGUAAGGAUAGAAAUGAGGAAAAAUAGAUUUCAGGUGAGUAAAAGCCAAUUGAUUUGAGAGAUGUAGGAGACAAAAUUAAUAAAUCUAAUUAGUAUUUUACAGCGAUGCAUGUUGGUAGUGAGGAUGAUGAUGUAUAUCAUAUACCAAAAUUAGAAGAUAGCUUUCAGAAGAUGAAGAAUUUGAUGAGUUGAGAAAUGAAAAGCUAGAAAAAGAGUUGAUUCAACUAAUAGGGAGAAACGAAAAUAAUGAAUAUGAAUAUAAAGAUAAUUUUAGAGGAGAAAAUUUGAAUUUUAAUGAAUUCAUUAGAUCUGAGAUUAAAGUAGACAAUUCUUCCAUCCUUCAAAACCUACAGCCCAUUAGAAUUAAGUCUAAGAUUGAAAUAUUUCACUCCUCACAAAUUGAACAAAUAUGUAUGGAAGAUAAAAUAGAGCAAGGGAAAAUUAUGCAGAAAAAAAUACAUUAAGAAACGGGUGAGUAGCGAAAUUAGAAUAUCAAUUUAGAUGAAAAAAAUUAGAAAGUAUUUACUAAUGAAUGAGAGCCUUACAAAACAAGAUAAAAAUAAGAAAAAUAUUUUCAACUUAAUUUUUAUUUUAUUUAAUGAUAAUUUGUGUGAUUUAAAUUUAUCAAACUAUUCUUCAUUCAAUUACGAUUCUUCUAGCUUUUACACAUCUUAAUUUGACAAAUUAAAUCAUCUGUAAUCACUUACAAAAGAAUUACCAAGUAGAACUCUGUUUCCACACGAUUCAUGUUCGUUGGGUGCUAACGUCAUCUUAAGGUCUGCACCCCUUAUUUUCCUUUGUUGUGAAUUUUUAAUAUAUUUUAUUUUUAUUUCUUAGUCUAAAAUUUAUAAAAAAUCAUAUUCUUUGUAGAAAAAUCUGAAAUAUUUCAAGAUAUUAUUUUCCAUCCUUAUGAUCAACUUGAAAAAUACCAUAUUUUUGGGAAAUUUUAUUGAAUUAUAAUUGAUUUAAUUUUUCAGAAAUACUUCUAAAUAUCCUAAAAUUGGUAUAUUCUAGUUUUAUAAAUUUUAGAUUUACAUGAUUUACUAUACAACCACUGAGUCACUUGAAAGAGGCUCUUCAUCACAUUUGAUACGCUCAUAGGAGGUGGUGACUUGUCUCUUAACAGAUCGUCCUCUUCGCGACGACAACUUGUUUGUCAAUCAAUUAGAGAUGAUUUACUCGAUAGAUUUAUGAUCCUUUUAUUACAAAUCAUUUUGUAAUUUUAGUAACGAUGCUCUGUGAAUCACGUUGAUGAGAUUUUUGCUGAUUGAUUAAGCAAUUUUGGCAGCUUAAUCCUUCAGUAGCGAUCUACAAGAAAAUAAUGAUUUAAUCAAAUUAAAAAUACAAGUUUUGACUCUAGUAGAAUUCAAACUCGCUGGUCGCCUGCCUACAUGAGAGAGAGAGAAUAAGUUCUCAAAUAUCUUUAUAUAGUGACAUCAUCAUGAUAUCUCGUUGUUAUAAAUAAGAGAUAUUUUUGAUAUUAAAAUCAUAAAAUCAUUUUGGGGAAAGUGUGACUAGGGUUUAAUCUCACAUCGGUUAUAUGUUGAAUUUUGGGACGAAAUAUAGUAAUACAAGGUUUGGGAAUCAAUUAGUCUCUUUCUCGCAUGUGUACGACCACUCCUCACCCCAUGCCCAACUGGCCACCAGUGACGUGGAAGGGCGGUGA